This is a messenger RNA of Trichoplusia ni (cabbage looper), 845 nucleotides long. RefSeq lists its product as uncharacterized. The coding region runs from base 256 to 840 and encodes 194 amino acids. The transcript is spliced from 3 exons. The record is from RefSeq and is a predicted model, not a curated record. Lineage: Eukaryota; Metazoa; Arthropoda; Insecta; Lepidoptera; Noctuidae.
GUACUAAAAAUAGAAUUUGAUACGUGUUCUACAUAAAAGUAUUUUAGAAUGCGAAAUAGAAUGCGUCCUAAAGCAAAUUCAAAGUAAUGAAGUGGCCAUCCGUCUUUAUUCGCUCAUCCUUAUCUCUAAAUAAAAACAAUAGUACUGAAGGAAAGCGGUCAGUUUUCAUUCGAAUUCAGACGGCGUAACGUCUUUGUCAACUCAUGAUAACAGAUAUCAAACUGAAAUCAAUUAUAACGCUGGCACCCGUGUACAAUGAUAACGUUACUCUUGUGUUUAAUAGUUACAAUUCCUUUAAAUGGUAUUUUGGCUAGCCUAGGACACACAAAGGUAGCCUCCAAUUUGCCAAAGGCAAAAGAUAUAGAUGAUUACUUAACACCACUGGAAAAAAUAAUAGAAUUUUGUGUUAAGCACAAAUUAUACAUUGACUUGAAUUUUGAAUUCGGACUGUUUUUGGUGAAUGUGAAUUUGAAGAACAUAGUUCAAGCGAAGGCUGCAGAAUUACAACCGAAAAUUAAAUACCGCUUGGAAGAAUUACUGAUGAAAAAUGAUGUGGUAAAUGAUUAUUUUCACUACAUGGUUAAGAAAACUGAAGAAAACAGUGCUUACGACCAGGACAGGAAGAUUUCAAGAUUAUUCCUUAACGAGACUAUUUGGCCGAGAUAUAUGCAGAAAUUCAAUGUCAUGUUACUUGAGAAAACAAAAAUUUACUCUAAGGAACAGCUAGAGAAAAUAUAUGGAAAAUGGGACACGUACGAAACCAAUGUCAAUGACUACGAGAAAUAUAGACCCUCGCCAGAUGACUCAGGUGAGAAUGUACCUAUAUUAACUAACACUUAAGGGCC